Hydra vulgaris (swiftwater hydra) is the source of this 516-nucleotide messenger RNA. The record is from RefSeq and is a predicted model, not a curated record. Lineage: Eukaryota; Metazoa; Cnidaria; Hydrozoa; Anthoathecata; Hydridae.
GUAUUAUAUAUAUUAAGUAUUGAUAUGGUUUCUUCUUGUGGAGUGUUGGGUUGCUCAUUAACUAAAAAAAAGCAACCAGAUAUCAGAUUUUUCAGACUUCCUGGAAUUAUUAAUUAUGACGAAGAGUCGCGCUCCCUUUCAGAGGAACGUAGAAGGAAAUGGUUAGCUUCAUUAAACAGAACUAAUUUAUCUCAAAAGCAGUUGUCAACAAUUGGUUCGACUUUACUUGUUUGUGGAAAACACUUUAUCAACGGAAAACCAGCAAAACUAUUUGAAAAAGAUUUUGCAGAUUGGGUUCCAACACUUUAUAUGAGUAGAGAAGGAGGGUUGAUGUCAUUAAAAUUAAAAGAUGAUUUAGAAUUAAAAGCAGAUAGAUUAAAACGACGUAAAAAAAGAAAAACAAUGCAAAUUUAUCAAGUUAUUGAUAAUAAAAGAAGUAAAUUUGACAAAGAUGUUGAAGAAGUUGAAAUCAAUUUAUUCCAAGAAGUUCAUCAGAAGUCAGUAAAAAAAACAUAG